AUGCCUUUCAAGAAAUUCAGGCCGAAGUUCUCCAUUUACCAAGUUUGCGUAACUAUACUGGAAGUAAAGCACUUGCCGCAAAAUGCGAAUCCGAUGGUCGUCGUCAAAGUUGGAAAUCGCAAGAGAAGGACAGUGAUACGCGAGAGGACCGAUAAUCCUAUUUAUAACGAGUACUUCGUUUUCGACUUCACGUGCAGUUUGGAGAAUCUGCUAAACACGGGCAUCACGAUAGCGGUGUACCUGCGGAACUUUCUUCGGCGAUUAAAGUUUCACGGAAGCAUUUCUUUCGAAGUUGCCACAGUAUGGGAGCAACCAGAUCGUCAGUACUACCACAAGUGGGCUGUGUUGACAGACCCGAAGGAUCUGACGGCGGGCCCGAAGGGUUACGUAAAAUGCAACAUCACGGUGAACGUCAAGGAUGAGAAAGUGAGGGUGCAUCCAGAAACGUUGGAUGAAGACGACAUCGAAGGGAAUCUACUGCUUCCUAUCGGUGGUGAGAGGCUGCCUUUCAGGCAACGCGCUCGAUAUAUCUUCAUCGUUUAUCGGGCCGACGGUUUGCCCGAUAUGAGCAGCUUGUGCAGGAAGACCGACUUCGAGAACGUUAAUCCCUAUGUACAAAUAUCGUUCGCUGGAAUGAAGGGAUCGACGAGUGAGGCAUGGCAAACCUACUCCCCGAAAUUCUACGAGGCCAUCAUUUUCAAGAAAAUGUUUCCCGUUCUCCGCCACCGCGUGAGAAUCACCAUAAAACACCGUAUCGACAGUUGCCGGACUUGCAUCGUAGCAGUCCAUAUCCUGGACACAACGAAGAUCUCGAAUUCCGGAGAGUACGGAUUCCUGCCGACUUACGGGCCGUCUUUCAUCCACUUUUACGGAUCCGGCUCGGUGGAGAAGAACGGCUGCUCGGGCAAAUGCUUGACGGCAAUGCCUUUGUAUCGCGGAAGGGUGCUUCUGUCGCUGAAAACUGAAAUGGAUGACCCAGAAGCAUCCCCCGGAAUCGGAGUUGAGACUGUUCCAGUAUUUCCCAUUAUCGAAAAAAGCCUGUGGUCGACCGAGGAAUAUCUUCUGGUCGGAGUUUUGUACGAUGUGUGCUUGAUCGACCGCUCUCGAUUCGGAUCGAAAUUAAUCAGCUUCGAACUGAGCUUAGGAAACGCGGGAAAUCAACAAUUUCCGUAUAGUCAAUGCGUCGAAAACACUAAUGACAGCCAGUCAGAAAACGAGUUGCUGGAAAAGCGAUUAAACUUCGAGAGUCAAUCAGCCCCGCGAACGACCGGCACUAUGGAUGGCAAGUAUAAUUAUGUACCUUUGGGAUCCAGAAAGCCCUGUCUGUACGUGAGAUCUUGGUGGCCAAAUUUGGAAUGGCGGAUGUACAACAGCAAUAAUUUGCGCUAUAUAUCCAACUUUUUGGAGAUAAGAUUAGAGAAACUAGAGGCUCUCAUGGUUAUGGAGAAUCCUAUAGCUUUCGAGGCUUACAAUGAAACGAUUCGCACAUUAAAAGCUCACUGCACGCGUUACUUACACGCGUUGGACAUCGGCAGGUACGAAAACGAAGGAGGAACCACCCAACUCGACCGCCAUCGGGUGAGCUUGUGUCGCAAAAAUGUCGAAGACAUACUCAAGAGGAUUAAGAUCAACGGCGAACUCCCUAAUAACAAUUAUAUGAGGAUCGCGAUGAUCCACGCAUAUCAGUAUUUAAGAAAAUUGAGGAAUCUGUGCGAUGACCCCCAACAUGGUCUCCCGGACGUCUUCGUCUGGAUGAUUGCCGGGUCGAAACGGGUCGCUUACUCACGACUGCCAGCCGAGCAGAUCAUCUACUCCGAGGAAGCGACGGAAAUGGGCGGGAAAUGCGGUCGGCGAGUAAAUCUAUUCCCCAGGAAUCCGGACGACGAAAGAGAGCCUGUCGAAUACAGUGCCUGCAAAAUCGAGGCAUUUCUGUGGCUCGGCAACGCGAGGUACGCCGCAGCGUGUUGGAGCGCGAUUCCGCCUGGAUACGAGAUCGAUCACGGCAGAUACGUCGACACCUUCCCGAAGUACAUCGAGUACAAUCAGUCCUCGACGUUCCAGUUACGAGCCCACAUAUUCCAAGGUCGCUUCGAUCCCGGAAUGGACGCUUCCGGCUUGCUGGAUUCGUUUAUACGAGUCGCAUUUCAGGGACACAUGGCUUCCACGCAGACAAUAAGACAAAGUUUAGACCCGUUUUGGGACCAGACGUUAAUUUUUCCUCCGAUUAUUUUGCACGGUACUAAGGAGUAUAUUAAAAUUCUACCACCCGAAGUCGUCUUGCAGGCUUUCCAGCAGGAUUUAUGCGGCACGAGGGAAUUCUGUGGCAGGUGUAUCGCGGUGCCAUUAGUAAAACUCGUCACGGAAACUUACUCGCCGCCCGAUUUUCCACCGAAAUUAGAGUGGUACAAAUUCGAGUCGCAAAAAGAUUGCACCGGCUCAGUCCUCGCAGCUUUCGAGCUGAUAGAAGUGAUACCUUUGCCGAUCGAUUAUAGCCCUUCGAAGGAAGAGAACAAAGGUCUCAUUGCAUAUAAGAGAAUGGCUGCAACGGACGUCCACUCCAAGUUGAAGAGACUGCUCGUAAUCAUCAAGAGGAUAUUGAAAUUUAAGUUUCUUACUAAGAGAAAGAAGGUGGAAAUUUAUAAAGAAAGCGAUGACGAGACUCUCGAUUGGUGGAAUAAAUAUUUCGCCUCCCUCCAGGAAGAGAGAAACAGAGAAUUGGGAAUCACGAUAGCAUUUCGUCGUAAACCCGUGGCAACGUUCAAGAUCUAUUCCACGGAGCUGGAGACGCAGCCGCAAUUCGAGGGGUUUCAAGACCGACUCCGUACUUUCGAAUUGUGGCGUGGAAGAAAAGGUGAAAUUACCGAGCACGCUGGAGAUAAUUACGCUGGCAAAUUCAAGGGGUAUAUUUCUAUAUACCGAUGGCCGCAUCCUGAUAAUUUUCCAUGCAAAACGAGAAGCGGGAGAGACGCGGCUAAUGGCCUGUGCAACGAUUAUCCGCCUCAAGAGCCUGUUAAGCUUCUCGUUAGACUCUACGUCGUAAAGGGCAUUAACUUACAGCCUAAGGAUCCCCUCAGCGGCAAGUCUGACCCGUAUCUUUGCGUGAAGCUGGGAAAAAAUUCUAUCAGCGACAGGAAGAAUUAUAUACCUAAUCAAUUGAACCCUACGUUUGGUCGUGUGUUCGAAAUCGAGGCGAGCUUCCCGCAAGAUUACAUGUUAGAGAUUCAAGUGUGGGACUUCGACGCUACGACAGCCGAUGAUCUAAUCGGCGUGACGCGGAUUGACAUCGAAAACCGAUUUUACAGUCGGCAUCGGGCGCUUUGUGGAAUCGCGAGCGCCUACAGCACCGUCGGUUAUAAUGCUUGGAGAGAUCGCGAAAAACCGACGCAGAUCCUGGAGUUCCUCUGCAGGAAGAACAAUCUACCGCCACCGGAAUACGGGGAACGAGAAAUUAAGAUUGGGAAGCAGUCGUUUCCCUUUCAUGCUGUGAUCGAGCGCGAAGACGAGGUCGACAAAGAAGAAUGCAUGGCUCUCAGCGUACUUCACCACUGGCAAGAUUUUCCUAUCUGCGGAUGUGCUUUGGUACCGGAGCACGUCGAGAGACGGCCACUUUUCAACGUUAAGAGGCCCGGUCUCGAGCAGGGCAAGCUUGAAAUAUGGAUCGAUAUGUUUCGAAUUGGACAAUUGCCACCGAAACCGGCGGUCAACAUUACGCCCCCAACAUCGGAGGAAUAUGAAAUUCGUAUAAUUGUUUGGAAUACCGAAGAUGUGCCGUUGACCGAGAGCCAAUUCCUCACCGGGGAAAAGUGCUCCGACAUUUAUGUCAAAGGAUGGAUUCAAUACGAGGAUUACCAGAAGACCGACAUCCACUAUAAUUCCCUGACCGGCGAGGGCAACUUCAACUGGAGAUUCGUAUUUCGCGUCGUGUACUCGAAAGGCGAGAACGUCAUGAUAGUCCGCAGAAGAAUGUCAGUGUUCGCGAAAAAUGAGAUCGAGGAGAAGCUGCCUUGCAAGCUUCGUUUACAAGUCUGGGACAAUGAUCAUUUCUCCUCGGAUGAUUUUAUAGGAGAGUUGACAUUAGAUUUGUCGAAAAUGCCGCGAGGCAGUGCAAACUCCAAAAACUGUACGCUGAAAUUACUCGAACCGCAGUUACCCACAAUAAAUUUAUUCAAAGUUUCUCGAACUAGAGCUUGGUGGCCUUUUGCACGUACUAUUGAUGCCGGCAGAUGUAUUCAAGCGGGUAAAAUUGAACUGGAAAUGUCCGUUUUGAAAGUGGUAGACGCGGAUAAUCAACCGGCAGGAAGAGGAAGGGAUCCACCUCAAAAUCUUCCGUCUCCGAGGCGACCCGAUACCUCUUUCUCCUGGUUCCACAAUCCAUGGAGAGCAUUCUGUUUCGUCGUUUGUCGUUAUUAUAAAUGGCGAAUCCUGUGCUGCUUUACGUGUACGCUAUUUGUGCUUUUAGUAGCAUGUGGAAUUUACGCUUUCCCCGGAUAUUUCGUUAAACGUCUCUUAGGAGCUUAG
Molecule: messenger RNA, 4518 nt
Organism: Temnothorax curvispinosus
Lineage: Eukaryota; Metazoa; Arthropoda; Insecta; Hymenoptera; Formicidae
Product: otoferlin-like
Exons: 25
Coding region: 1-4518 (1505 amino acids)
Biological process (GO): plasma membrane organization
Cellular component (GO): membrane
Source: RefSeq, a predicted model, not a curated record